Molecule: messenger RNA, 1240 nt
Organism: Desarmillaria tabescens
Lineage: Eukaryota; Fungi; Basidiomycota; Agaricomycetes; Agaricales; Physalacriaceae
Product: carbohydrate esterase family 16 protein
Exons: 8
Coding region: 150-1169 (339 amino acids)
Molecular function (GO): hydrolase activity, acting on ester bonds
Source: RefSeq, a predicted model, not a curated record
CGUGUCGGCUGUAGCUUCCGAUCAUGAUCACGACUUCAAGGCUGCCACCGCCAGUAGAAGUCCAAAGUGAUCAGCUCUGGUGGCGGACCGUGGUUCAUGCUGGCACAGGAAGCCCGUAACCGUUUCUUCUUGAUUCCUGACCGUACACGAUGUAUUUUCCUAUAAAUCCAGAAGCCAUUCAAGAUGGGGUUCAGGACCACUGGUGCUCUUCUCUCUUCUGUGUCCUGGUACCCCAGCUCUUCAGCAUUAUGAAGAGGUCUUUGUGCUAUCUUGUUACCAUCCUCGGGCUUUCUCAGUGUCUUUCUCUGAAGCGAGACCGUAACGAUGGCAUUCAUCUCGCUGUUGGGCCUCGUUGUGGCACCCUCAAUGGCAACGUCUCUGAUAUUAACGCUGGAGUGAAUCCUUAUCACUUCAAGACCGUUGUUUCAUUUGGGGACUCCUACACGGACGGCGGCGUCAACGACGGCUCUGCCUCUUGCCCCAGCUGGGGGAGAUCCACAGACGGUCCUGUGUGGAUCGAAUGGGUCGCGAAUGCUACCGGGGCGAAACUGAUGGAUUAUGCUCAAUCCGGGGCGUGCAUCGACCUUGCGCUCUGGCCGAGUAAUCCUCGCAAGGUCGACUUCCUUGGGCAGAUGUCAAUAUUCCUCAAUCAGUCGAAUGUGUUGGAUCCAGACACCACUCUGUACAGUAUCUUUUUUGGCAUCAAUGACUAUAUUGCCUCCUUAAUUGAUGGUGAUCACAUGCAAGAGGCUGCACAAGUGCUCCUCGACCAGAUUAAGAUUUUGUCCAGUGCUCCUACCAAUGGCCGCUCGUUCAUGGUUCUAGAUGUUUACGGCCGAGGCACGCACACGCCAUCUGGGGAAGCCUUCAAGCAAACCAUCUAUAACGGUCUAAGCGAUUUUCACAUCGGUUCUGAUAAGUUAAAUGUGGCGUAUGUGGAUUUCUCUCGGAUCUGGGAUGGCGUUCUUGGAACGACUCCAGGAUAUGAGGCAUUUGGAUACACGAGUACUAACGAUUGUGUCGACUGCUCCGAGAACUGUGACGCCAAUGGGUGGUGCUUGGAUCCGGCGCACUAUUUCUACUGGAUUUCAGGGCAUCCAUCUAACGAGACCAUGCGGAUUAUGGCGGACUAUGUCCAUGAUGUUCUGACGGAAUGUCAGGUAGCCUAAGGAUCCAUAUCUACGAAUUGAAGAAGUACUAGUUUACAUUCCUUACAAUGACGACGGUUUUUCAAAAAUUA